AUGGCGCAACGCGUCGGAAAUCAGUGCAGUAUUGUACUGUUUCUACUAAUGUCUGUCACUGCUGUUCACGGCACAAGAUAUAUUAUGACCGAAACAUGCGAGGAUCAAUAUGGUGCUGAUCUAAAUGGUAAACUUUAGUAUAUUGCUCAUUACCAGCCAGCUAUGCCCAGCAGUUCCUGACUGAAUAACUCUCAUGCCUAGUCACCAUUUCACAUGUGACGUCAUACUUACCAAAUGCUAGAAUUAUCUUGGCCGGCAUAACUGGUUGAGAAUACCUUUCUCCCAUACAAAAUUCGUAUUCCCCUUAUGAUAAAUUCCAUGUUGAAUCAUGUUUCCCCAAUUCAAUGUUGAGCUUGUGUCAUGGUAAUAUACCAAAAGUUGUUUUGGCGCUGUUUACAACAUUAAACUGGUGGGGAGGGGGUGAUGAAUCUUGUUUUGUCGAUGUGCAUUAGCUUUGCAAUAUUGGCUGGAAUGGUCUCAAGGGUGUUGUCCAAGAUCGUAGCUGACAAUUGACCAAAACUGCCAGAGCUAGCUGAGUAAAUGGCCUAGGUCUAGGCUGCCUAGUUACCACUGUUCCGAUAAUGUAAGGAAGAAUAUAGGGCAAAGGUGACCCCUCACACAAUUACACUGGACAAUUAAUUGAUGAAUCUUACUGGACCACAGGGAGAACUGAUAGAGCUAUCUAGUAUAAAUAAAGUUAGUUUGGUUUAGGUUUCUUUCUGUAGUAACACUGGACCAAUAAAGGGCGGUAUCUAGUAUAAAUAAAGUUAGUUUGGUUUAGGUUUCUUUCUGUAGUAACACUGGACCAAUAAAGGGCGGUACUUGCUGGACUUCUAAAGUGAACAGUUCAUAGAAUGUUUGAUUAACGAUAUAUGGAAAACAAACAGUUCAUAACUGAUAGAGCUAUAGCUGUGCAGUGUAGCGCAUCAAUUGAUAACAGUUGUUGUAAUGAAAGAUUUCACCUUACUGAAAUGCAGUUUUCAAUGUAUAAAUAAAGUUAGUUUAGUUAAGGUUUUUUUCUGUGUAAACUUGACCGAUAAGUGAUACCGCUUACUGGACCUCUGUGGGGGGGGGGAUGCAGAAUGGAACUGAUAGAGUUGUCGUGUACUGAUAAAGUUAGCUUAGUGUAGGUUUCUUCCAGUAGUAACAGUGGACUAAUAAUGCUCUUACUGUAUGUCUGGGGAAAACAGUUUAGAGCUGGUAGAGCAAUCCAGCACAGAUUACAGUCUCAUCAGAGUAUAAAAAUAUUUUCGUACUAAUUGUAACUAUUCUGAUCAUCUUAGAGAAUUUUGUACUCAACAAGCAAGCUACUCAAAGCAGCACCUCAAACAACGGUGCCGCUGGUCGCCUAGUGGAUGGCAAUCGUAACCCUUAUUUUGGAAACGACAGCUGCUCCGAGACUGCUGUCGGUAGCUCGUCAUGGGAGGUCAACCUGGGAACAACAAUCUACGUCACUUCGGUAACCAUAACAACACGUGCUGACGAUUACUGGCGGGAGGUGAACAAAUUUUCCAUCACCGUUUUGAAUGGUGGUGAAAAUUCGUUGUGUGCCUCGGGUAUGUUCCAGCAUGAUGGAGGGACGACUACCUACGUUUGUGAGAAAGUUGGAAAAGGCACUCUUGUACGAAUCGCGGUCAGUGGAAAUGGACAACUUUCACUUUGCGAGGUGGAGGUACAUGGACAUCCAAUGGACUUUUACGAAAAUAAAGGUAAAAGGCCGACUUUCGAUAUCCCGAAAUGUUGUCACUAUGUUAGGGGUACGGUCAGAUUGGGAUUAGGGUAAGGGUUUGGAAAUAGGAUUGGGAGUUGGGGUUUGCAUGGGUUUCGGUUAGGUCUUGGUUAAGGAAUAGGGUUACAAUUUGAGUUGGGAUUAGGGUAAGGGUAAUGGUAGGAUUUAAGUAAUUUGAAUUAGGGUUGGGAUUUGGAUGAAGACUUCGUUAAGGAAUAAGGUUACAAUCUGGGUUGGGAUUACGGUAAAGUUAGGAUUUAAGUAAUUUGGAUUAGAGUUGGGACUUGAGUUAAGACUUGGUUAAGGAAUAGGGUUACAAAUUGGGUUGGGAUUAGGGUAAGGGUAAGGGUAAAGGUAGGAUUUAAUUUUGAAUUAGGGUUGGGAUUUGGGUUGAGAUUUGCUGGGCAAGGGUCGGGAAUAUAAGAAAUUUUCUAAAGAACAAGGGCCACAAUUUUGAUCACUUUCGUGUAUCUGUCCCAACAUAUUUGAAAAUGAUUGUAGACUGAGUUCCAAAGUAUCAUCCAGUCGAACCGACUUGACCUCGUAGCUCAGUUGCCUUAGAGCGCUCAGUUGAUGUAGCAUUCGGGGCUGGCAAAUGAAAGACAAAGGUCGCGGGUUUGAUUCCCAACAUGGCGAAGCAAAAUGUUUAGCUUGCCCUGUGCACUCAACCUCGUUGCGGUACACUCAGAGAGUAUCAUCUUGCUGUGUGUAUACAUUACUGUUAUAAAUAAUGUUUAAAACAAAACUAUUAAAUUGAAAAUUUGAAAAUUACAAUUUAAUUUGUUAGUAAUAGGAUAUCUGCGAAUGGUUUUUUAAAACUUAAAAGCAGAGGAAUACAUUGGUAAUUUUUGUUUCCUUCGACCAAAUGUGUACCACGCUACUAAUAUGCAUUUCAAAUCAUGCAUUUCUUGUUUGUUUAAAGUAUAAAUGCCUAUAAAUGCCAUAUAAUAAACUUUUUAUUAACCUCGCUUGCUCGGUCUUUACAGAGAAAUAUCGGACCUCGGUCGUUUUGUACAAACCUCGCUCUACGGGCAGCUCUGAACACUAAAAAGACCUCGGUCCGAUAUUUCUCUGUAAAGACCUUGCGCUCGGUUAAUAUAAGAAGUUAAAGUGGCACUCUCGUCUAAAUUUUUAUUUUCUUAAACGAAAAUGCUCUUAAAACUGUAUAGUAACUUGUUUUAAAGAUUUUUGUUCCCAUGCUUAGUUCUUGAGAUAUUUCAUUUUGUUUGUAACCAUGUGACGUCAUCUACUCAAUUACAUAUAUAAUGAGAUAUCAGUAAUUUUUGUGUAUCUUUGCCAUUUUUAUCAAAAUAUUUCCAAAUAUGCGGCCCGUUUGUUAAUUUAACCUAUAUCAUUAAAUAUACUGUUUUUAAACAAAUCCAUCAAAAAUUAGCAAAGAUACACAACAAUUAAUGAUAUCUCAUUAUAUAUGUAAUUGAGUAAAUGACGUCACAUGGUUACAAAAAAAAUGAAAUAUCUCAAGAACUAAGCAUGGAAACAAAUAUCUUCAAAACAAGUUACCAUACAGUUUUAAGAGCAUUUUUGUUUAAGAGAAUAAAAAUUUUGACGAGAGUGCCACUUUAAUAAUUAUUGAAGUACUAUUUAAAAAAACGAGCAGGAGUGUUUUAUUAGGUUUAAAGCCACGAGCGCGCAGCGCGAGUGGCUUUAGACCUAAUAAAACACGACCUGCGAGUUUUUUAAAUGGCUUCAAAAACGUUUGCAUAAUAAGUCAAAUCUUUAUAUAAAAAUCUUUAUAUAAAAAUCUUUAUAUAGUUUGCAUAACAAUGGUCUUUUGUUAAAGUGUUCUUUAGCUGGUAUAAAGACGUAUGCACGUGACUAAUUUCUUACUCGAGAUUGGAUAAUUGCUUCAUGAAUUAUUAAUGAGUUUUUGAAAUGUUUUUAGUCAACUACGCAUUGUCACAACCGGCGAAAAUGUCAUCACCUCCAUAUCUUGUACAUACUGCCUCUAACGCGGUCGAUGGUGUACGACAUGUAAAUUUGGAUACUGGGUCUUGUUUUCACACCACCAAAGGCCGAGGAGAUUGGUGGUUUGUUGACCUCGGCG
Molecule: messenger RNA, 3794 nt
Organism: Paramuricea clavata
Lineage: Eukaryota; Metazoa; Cnidaria; Anthozoa; Malacalcyonacea; Plexauridae
Source: the annotation of a GenBank genome assembly